AGUCUCGGUUUAGUGCAACGAUAGCGAUGUGUGUUUAAGCGGACCGAUGAGAGUUUGGAUACUCGCUCCUCUCAUGACCAUCACAUUAUAAAUCAUCUUUUAUUAGGUCCGAACUUUAUUUUCUUUUUAAAUCAAUUGUUGAGACAAUAUCGUGCGUCGCUGUGGAUCUCAUUCUUAAAUCGAUGUAUUUAUUUGAUUUGUGUCGAUGAUGAUCAACCGAGAAGCAGGUGCGUUUGAGGAAAAACAUUCGUCCUGCUUGUGAUCCUUUAUUCUGUCCCUGGAUCAGUCACUAGCGGAUUAUGUUUAAAUAUGUCAAUCAUCUCAAUUAUAAGAUGUAACUUUUAUAACAACGCUGCUAUAACAGACUGAAGUGCUGCAGGAUCGAUGAUGAUGGACUCUAUGGAGAGUUGGGCUUUAAACUGCGUCCGAUCACCGUGAUGGAUUCAUGAUCGGACAUCAAACACAAUAAAUGUCUCUGUGGAUUGUUGGAAUAUCGCGUGGCAUUUAUUGGAUUUACUGUGAUCGAUUGAUUUUAAAUCUAAUCGGAUCGAUGUGAUCACAGUCUUCUCGGAGCUACAGUUUAUGAUUGUUAAAGAAGAUCACCUGUAGAUCACAGUACUGAAUCAUGCUGGCGUGUCUGCAGCAUCAGAAGUCACCCGUCCACCACCUGCCGGACAUCACAAAGAUCCUGGACACAUCUGUCCAUCACCAGAGUGAGCUCCGGUACCCGUCUGUAGCCGAGCUGGACGCCUAUGCUCACAGGACGGCCGACAGCCCGCUAUCCAUCAAGAUCUUCCCGACAAACAUCAGAGUCCCACAGCACAAACAAAUCAACAGAACCGUCAACGGUUUGGAUACGGACGGUCAGCGGUUCGGCUUGUCCUCUCACCCGUUCUCCGCUGGGCAUCGAGGCUUGUUGGCUAUUGUAAAAACUCCUGCAGCUAAUGGUGGGUUAAAAACAUCUGAGGGUAAAAGAGGAAAACUGUCUCCCUUCCUAAUGGCUGUCGCCCCUUACGUGCCACCCAGCAACAUACACAGGCUCAAGUCGUAUGAUGUAGAGGUACCCGGCGCUCUCAAUGCGGCGAUGUCCGACCAAAGCAUCGUUCGGCAUAAGAGCCGUCCGUCUAACUGCAGUCCUGCUUUCCUGGCGGCCACCGCCGCGUCCUGCUCAGAUUCUGGGUUUACGGCGUCUGGUUCAGCUCGGGUGUACGCCAGAGCCGUCCUUCCCACUCAGAGCGCAGACGGGCACGUGGAGGGUUUGGAUUAUUGGCAGCACAGAACGCAGCAUCGCUACACGCACAGCACCUACGGCGUAAGCUCUCCGGAGGUCUGUGUCCCCAUCGGAUGCGCUCAACUUUCCUACAGACCUCUUAGCUUUAGUGUGACAUCUGGCGUGCCGGAGAAAAUCCCAUCUUCCACGCUGAACUCAACCAUGGCACCUCCUUGGAACGCCGUUCUAGCCACACCAGAUACCGAGUCCUACAGUCAGCAAGAGCAAACCACCGGUUCAUCCAUGGACCUCCAUCCUCACAUCCACCGGCGUCCUCAACCGUACCUGACGGAGCGGAGCGUGUGCCGUAAGUUUCCCGAUAAGAGCUCGUGUCAGGUGUCUCUCCUGAGCAGCAGUCUGAAAUCUCUGGAGUGUCUCAUCAGUGAGAUUCAUCCACCCUGUAUAAAGGAGCAAAUGCUGGGCCGAGGGUACGACACCAUCACCGGUGUCACUCGACUUCUGGAUCAUCAGGACGCACACAUUCAUCUGCCCGUGUUGAGAUAGGACACUAGGACAUUCAGUAAAUGUUUAUAGUGAUGUUCACUGUAAAGGUCAUAUAUCACUGGAUUUAAGGGAUCAUUUUCAAUCAUUUUUCCAAGUGUUUAUCAAGCUUCAGUAGUUUGUCAGAUGAGCAGUAAUGGUUUGGGAAGAUCCAGAGACGA
Messenger RNA from Misgurnus anguillicaudatus (oriental weatherfish), 1932 nucleotides. Its product is annotated as protein FAM222A. NCBI's taxonomy places the organism in Eukaryota, Metazoa, Chordata, Actinopteri, Cypriniformes, Cobitidae. The record is from RefSeq and is a predicted model, not a curated record.